Ostrinia furnacalis (Asian corn borer) is the source of this 1033-nucleotide messenger RNA. RefSeq names its product TBP-associated factor 8 (gene Taf8). The coding region runs from base 134 to 967 and encodes 277 amino acids. Gene Ontology annotation, molecular function: protein heterodimerization activity. Lineage: Eukaryota; Metazoa; Arthropoda; Insecta; Lepidoptera; Crambidae. The transcript has 6 exons. Gene Ontology annotation, biological process: transcription initiation at RNA polymerase II promoter. The record is from RefSeq and is a predicted model, not a curated record. Gene Ontology annotation, cellular component: transcription factor TFIID complex.
AAAAAUCACAAAAAAAAAACAAUUUUGUUUGAGUUUUAGUUUUUCUGGUUUGUUUAUUUUAAAAUGUAUUUUCAUUGAUCGUAGAUCAGUAAAACUGUUCACAAUAUUACUUUAAUCUCAUAAAGUAACGAAGAUGUCUGAAAAUACCGAAAAAGUGGAAAAUGCCGCAGAUGCUCGACGACGGAUCCUCAACAUCGCGGUUUCCACAGUUCUCUUGGAGACUGGCUUUGAUUCUGCUGACAAAAUGGCAUUAGAAACAUUAACGGAAAUGCUUCAGUGUUUUCUGACAGAAGUUGGUAACUCAGCAAAAGGAUACUGUGAAUUAGCUGGGAGAGUUGAGCCAGUUCCUGGUGAUGUUGUUAUGGCACUUAUUAACAUGGGUAUAAGUCUUCAAGGCAUAGAACAGUAUGCUGCACGUCCAAAUAGACAUGUGAUUCAGCCACCACAGCAGGCACCUGCCCCAAGAACUCCCGCAAUGCUCUCUGCAGGCUCCAAAGCAAAGCCAGCACCGCACAUACCCUUCCACUUGCCAGCAUUGCCUGAUCCUCAUGCCUAUAUUAGGACACCUACUCAUAAACAACCAGUCACAGAAUAUGAAGCGAUUAGGGAAAAAGCAGCAUCACAGAAGAGGGACAUUGAAAGAGCUUUGACAAAGUUCUUAGCUAAAACCAGCGAGACACACAACUUAUUUAAUACUGAAGAUAAUACAGUCUUUCCAUUGAUUGCCUGUAAGCCAACAUUUCCAGCAUACCUCCCAUGCCUAUUACCAACAGAUCAAGUGUUUGACUUUGAUGAGUUGGAAUACCACUUCCAAGUAGCUAAUAGGACUGAAGAUAUGCCUACAGAAAAGAAAGAUCAAUCUGACAAUGAAGGUGAUAAUGGUGGCGAUAAUGACCCAAAUGCAUCUCAGUCUGAAAACCAGGAUGCAGGACCUUCAAGCCCUGACAGAAGUAAAGCUGGUGGAUAGUUAUUUAAGUAGACUUCUAAAUAAUGUAAGAUAUUACAGUAAGGUCAAAUAAAAGUAUUUUUUAUA